AAAUUCUCUUCGUCCUGCCAUGAUGCACGCUUCCACAGGACUCCGCGCACUCCGCCGCACCCUGACACAGACCCGCUCCCCCGUGCGCAUGUACCACGAGAACAUCAUCGACCACUACGAGAACCCGCGCAACGUUGGGUCCUUGGACAAGAAAUCCUCCACAGUCGGCACUGGCCUUGUUGGCGCCCCGGCAUGUGGCGACGUGAUGAAGUUGCAGAUCGAAGUGGACGAACAUGGCACAAUCAUUGACUCCAAGUUCAAGACGUUUGGAUGUGGCUCUGCGAUUGCCAGCAGCUCCGUCGCCACCGAGUGGUUGAAGGGAAAGAACGUGGACGAUUGCUUGAGCAUCAAGAACACAGAUAUUGCAAGCCAUUUGAAAUUGCCGCCCGUGAAACUUCACUGCAGCAUGCUCGCGGAAGACGCGAUCAAAGCCGCUGUCCAAGACUACAAGGACAAGCAAAAGGUUGCAAUGAAUGCCUAAAUGUGUUAAUAUAAAUAUAGCCCGAUAACGUUGAUCACUCUCCACCAGAAUACCCAUCUGUGCUUCCCUUACGUUAGCGCUUGAUCUCCUUGAGGAC
Messenger RNA from Aphanomyces astaci, 578 nucleotides. RefSeq names its product NifU-like protein. Gene Ontology annotation, molecular function: 2 iron, 2 sulfur cluster binding; ferrous iron binding. Gene Ontology annotation, cellular component: mitochondrial matrix; cytoplasm. Gene Ontology annotation, biological process: iron-sulfur cluster assembly; intracellular iron ion homeostasis. The transcript has a single exon. The record is from RefSeq and is a predicted model, not a curated record. Bases 20 to 481 code for a protein of 153 amino acids. NCBI's taxonomy places the organism in Eukaryota, Oomycota, Saprolegniomycetes, Saprolegniales, Verrucalvaceae.